Selaginella moellendorffii is the source of this 1933-nucleotide messenger RNA. Its product is annotated as phosphoglucomutase, cytoplasmic 2. Gene Ontology annotation, biological process: carbohydrate metabolic process. Lineage: Eukaryota; Viridiplantae; Streptophyta; Lycopodiopsida; Selaginellales; Selaginellaceae. The record is from RefSeq and is a predicted model, not a curated record. The transcript has 16 exons. Bases 62 to 1870 code for a protein of 602 amino acids. Gene Ontology annotation, cellular component: cytosol. Gene Ontology annotation, molecular function: phosphoglucomutase activity; magnesium ion binding.
ACAACCCUAAAAAAAUAUUUGGGAUCAUUUAGCUAGGGCUGGUGUUGGAGAUCUUGGAUCCAUGGCGAGCUUCACGGUCGCCAAGCGCACUACUUCUCCACACGAGGGCCAAAAGCCCGGGACUUCUGGAUUGCGCAAGAAGGUGACUGAGUUCCAGAAGGAAAAUUACUUGCACAACUUCGUCCAGGCCACAUUCUUCGCAUUGGGGGAAGACAAGGUGAAAGGGAAAACCAUUGUUGUCUCUGGCGAUGGUCGAUACUUCUCCAGGGAAGCAAUCCAAAUUAUCAUCAAAAUCGCUGCGGCGAAUGGAGUGCGGAGGAUUUGGAUCGGGCAGAAUGGAUUGCUUUCCACUCCUGCGGUGUCAGCUAUCAUUCGGAAUUGCGUUGGACAAGAGGGGGAAAAAGCAUCUGGUGCGUUUAUAUUGACCGCGAGCCACAAUCCUGGAGGACCUCACGAGGAUUUCGGGAUAAAAUACAACACAGAGAAUGGUGGCCCUGCUCUGGAAGGCUUGACUAAUAAGAUCUACGAGACUACAACAACUAUCAAUGAGUUUUAUACGGCCGAUGGCCUUCCAGAUGUUGACAUUGCUCAAAUUGGAACUUCAAGCUUUACUGGUCCCGAUGGUCCCUUCAACGUUGAAGUGUUUGACUCGGCUGACGAUUACGUGAAGCUGAUGAAGAGUAUUUUCGAUUUCUCGGCAAUCAAGGAGCUCUUGGCGCGACCGGAUUUCUCUUUCUGUUUCGAUGGCUUACAUGGUGUGGCUGGUGCAUACGCUACAAAACUCUUCGUCCAGGAGCUGUCAGCAAAAGAGAGCUCCUUGUGUAACUGCAUCCCCAAGGAGGACUUUGGUGGAGGCCAUCCGGAUCCCAAUCUCACGUACGCAAAAGAGCUUGUUUUGCGCAUGGGACUGGGGAAGACCGGCCCUCCUGCCGAUCCACCUGAAUUUGGAGCUGCAGCCGAUGGUGACGCCGAUCGUAACAUGAUCCUAGGAAAGAGGUUUUUCGUAACUCCAUCAGAUUCAGUGGCUAUUAUCGCUGCAAAUGCCGUGGAUUCGAUACCGUAUUUUCGUUCCGGUCUGAAAGGUGUUGCGAGGAGCAUGCCUACGUCUGCAGCUUUGGACGUCGUGGCGAACAACUUAAAGCUCAGAUUCUUUGAGGUGAUAGGAUUUCUCUUGUUCUUGCUUUCCUACACACGCGUACAUGUUGCGUUGCAGGUCCCUACUGGAUGGAAGUUUUUUGGAAACUUGAUGGAUGCUGGCAUGUGUUCCAUCUGUGGUGAAGAAAGUUUCGGAACCGGCUCGGAUCACAUAAGAGAGAAAGACGGGCUCUGGGCAGUGUUGGCAUGGCUUUCCAUUCUUGCUUACAAGAACAAGGAUGUUCCGGCUGGCGGCAAGCUUGUAACUGUGGAGGAUAUCGUCCGCCAACACUGGGCCACUUACGGUCGUCAUUUCUACACCCGAUAUGACUACGAGAAUGUGGAUGCUAAUGCUGCGAAGAAAGUGAUGGACCAUUUGGUGGAACUCCAGUCCUCCAUACCAGAUUUGAACAAAAUAGUGUCAGGGAUUCGAUCUGAUGUCGCUGGUAUCAAAGAAGCAGACGAGUUUGAGUACAAAGAUCCAGUUGAUGGUUCCGUCGCAAGCCACCAAGGAAUCCGCUUUCUUUUCCAGGAUGGCUCUCGACUUGUGUUUCGUUUAUCUGGCACUGGCUCUGUGGGGGCGACUAUUCGAGUUUACAUUGAACAGUACAUUCAAGACAAAGCCAAGACUGGCGGAGACGCACAGGAAACACUCGCACCGCUGGUGGACGUGGCUCUUAAGCUGUGUAAAAUGGAGGAGUUUACUAAGCGUUCUUCUCCCACGGUCAUCACUUGAAAGGAUUUGAUGUGGCACAGCACUAGUUCUUCUUUUGUGAAUAAAACUACUUUUCAGGAUGCU